CUUGGGAAUAUGGAAUCUUCUCGUGUCGAUCAGCAAGAUAAGUAUCGUUCUUACAUGUAUGGAGAUGGAGAGAAGAACACAAAAUGGAGAUCCGGUGCCCCUCCUAACUACGAUGUUGUUAACAAGCUCUUUGAAGAAGGCAGAACCAAGAUAUGGCCAGCUGGGUCAUGGGAAGAAAGGGUUCAGAACCUAUUGAAGACAUACGAAAUGGAGAUUGCCCACAAAGCAAACCCUGAAGACUUCAAAUCAAUUGAUCCAAAAAAGUUUACUUUCGUCCAGAAUGGGAAAGAACCACUAACAACUAAGGAUAUUGCGAACAUGGGUGGAAUUUAUAAUGUGGAUCUGCAAAGCUCCUUACCUGAGGAGUUUCAGAUCUACAAAGCAGCAGAGGAAACAGCGGAAUCGUCUGAAAAGAUCUUCACUACUACUUUCCCUCGAGGUUUUGCAAUUGAGGUCCUCGAAGUCUACUCCGGUCCGCCGGUGAUAGCCUACAAGUUCAGGCACUGGUCGUACAUGGAAGGUCCUUUCAAAGGGUAUGCCCCUACUGGAGAAUUGGUUCAAUUCUUUGGCAUCGCAAUAUUCACGGUGGAUGAGCAGAUGAGAGUUGUAAAGGUGGAAUUCUAUUACGAUCCUGCAGAACUUAUUGGAGGGCUGACCAAGGGUGCCAAAAUUGAAAACUACGGUGGAAAUGAUGCGGUCAUAAGUAGGUGCCCUAUCCUCACGAACACAGUGCUAUAAAUCCUCUGUAGAAGGUUGCGUGCAUGCAGCGUAAAUAAUCAUGUAGUACUGUCCGCUGUUCAAAAUAAAAAUAAUAGUGUAGUUUUUGCCCCAAAAAAAAAUGCUGCAGCAUGGAGGGCAUAGUAUGUACAAGACUAUUCAUGAUCAAUAAUUACACCUCCACAGUAAAUAUUUGA
Messenger RNA from Argentina anserina (silverweed cinquefoil), 914 nucleotides. Its product is annotated as pathogen-related protein-like. Bases 10 to 738 code for a protein of 242 amino acids. NCBI's taxonomy places the organism in Eukaryota, Viridiplantae, Streptophyta, Magnoliopsida, Rosales, Rosaceae. The record is from RefSeq and is a predicted model, not a curated record. The transcript is spliced from 4 exons.